GUCUUAUAAACUAAUGUACUCAUUGGCCUCAAUUGUCUGGCCUCAUGUCUCUUACUCUUCAUCUCAUGGCUUCUAAGCCAGUUCUAUACUCGCUGCUUGUUUUCCUACUUUCUCUCGUUGCAUAUGCCCAAAGAAAUGAGUCCGUUGUCAUACCGGGUUCUUCACUUUCCCCCAGCUUAAACCGUACUUCAUGGCUCUCACCUUCCGGCCGUUUUGCAUUCGGUUUCUAUCCCCAAGGCGAUCUUUUUACAAUCGGAAUAUGGCUGAUUCAUCAAACCGAAAAGACAAUCAUUUGGACUGCAAAUCGAGAUGACCCACCUGUCUCCGCAGAUGCUACACUCAAGUUUACUAAAAGUGGUACGUUACAGCUUCGUACUGAGGCCGAUGUUGAAAAAACCAUUUCUGAUGCGUCUGAACCCGCAGCUUCAGCUGCUAUGCUUGAUUCCGGUAAUUUUGUGCUUUAUAAGAAUGAUUCUUCUAUUAUUUGGGAAACUUUUGAUUUUCCAACUGACACCAUAUUAGGAGGUCAGAAUCUGUCUAUGGGCAAAAGUUUGGUUUCGAGUGUGUCUGAAUUAGACCAAUCGAGUGGACGAUUUUCUCUUAAUAUGCAGGGUGACGGAAACCUUGUUGCCUACCCUGUUAACAGCUCAAAUCAACCAGACGACGCAUAUUGGUCUAGUAGGACAAAUAGUGGGGUGGGGGAUCUGCUCGCGCUUAGUCCUCAAGGUGUUCUAGCAAUCCUUCACGCCGAAAAAGUUCUGGCAAGUAGCUCAUAUCCUCAUAAUAAUAAUGGAAGCAUUAUCCACCGAUUAACACUUGAUGCAGAUGGGAUCGUUAGAUUGUAUGCUCACCACUUUGAUAGAGAUAAUAACUCAAGUAUGUUCAUGGAAUGGUCCAGCCUUCCCAACCAAUGUCAAGUCAAAGGCUUCUGUGGACUCAAUAGUUACUGCUCAGUCACGGCCAACAAAACUGACUGUACCUGCUAUCCUGGAUUUGAUUUCGUUAACCCCGGCAGUAAGUUCCUGGGCUGCUACCGGAACUUCACUGACGAUGAUUGCAUACGCAGUGAAGAUUCCAUGGUGCUGUAUGGAAUGGUUGGUUUGGAGAAUAUGUGGUGGGGCGAUUACAGUUACUCGGUGGUAGCAGCGAUGGAGGAAGAUUGUAGCAACUCCUGCUCGAAGGAUUGUAAUUGUGGGGCCGUAUUGUUUAGAAAUAACAUUUGCUCCAAAUUUAAGCUCCCACUUAGAUACGGUAGAGUAGAUAAAGACAAAUCCGCCCAGAAGGCCUUCUUCAAGGUAAUCGCGAGAAAGAUCCUUACCGACCUUCCAGGUCCAUCAGAUCCAAACGUACGAGUAGUGACCGAUGGCAAGAGUGGCCUGGUUUUGAUUCUUGCUACAUGUUUGGGUUUCAUUUCGUGCUUGUGUUUCAUCUUUGCUGUCUAUAGUUUCUUGAGAUACAAGCAUCAAGUUAGGAGGUAUAAGAGGUUGUCAGAAAAUGCAAAUUUAGGGUUGAGUGACGACUUUACUCUGCGAUCGUUUUCAUACGAUGAGCUUGAGAAAGCAACUGGUGGCUUCAAGGAUGAGUUAGGCAGGGGCUCUUUUGGGGCUGUUUAUAAAGGGACUAUAUCUGGAGGUGACAAAACUAUUGCUGUUAAAAGAGUCGAGAAAAUUGCGGAAGAAGGUCAAAGGGAAUUUCAAGCUGAAAUGGCUGCAAUUGCACGAACUCAUCACAGAAACUUGGUUCGAUUGCUUGGUUUUUGUAUUGAGGGCUCUAGGAAGCUUCUUGUUUAUGAAUUCAUGAGCAAUGGCUCACUUGCAGAUCUUCUCUUCAAGGCUGCGAUACAUCCCGUAUGGAAACAGAGAGUAAAAAUUGCACUUGAUGUUGCCAGAGGAAUCCUCUAUCUGCAUGAAGAGUGUGGAGUCUACAUCAUCCACUGUAAUAUAAAGCCGCAGAACAUACUCAUGGACGAUACAUGGACGGCAAAGAUAUCUGAUUUUGGGUUGGCAAAGCUAUUGCUGCCAAAUCAGUUGUCAAGAAAAACAAUUUGGGGUGAACGGGCAACCGAGUUUUCCUACUUUGCACCCGAAUGGCAAAAGAAUGCCUUGAUUUCAGUAAAAUCAGACAUAUACAGUUUUGGGGUCGUGCUUUUGGAGAUUGUAUGUUGUAGAAGAAGUAUAGAACUAAACGCCCCAAUAGCAGAUGAGAUAGUUCUAUCUAGUUGGGUGUAUAAUCGCUUUGUGGCUGGAGAGUUGGAUAAGCUUGUGGAAGAUGAAAAUGUUGACUUCAAAACACUGGAAAGAAUGGUGAAGGUGGGGUUAUGGUGCAUUCAAGAAGAUCCAGCUUUGCGUCCAUCAAUGAAGAAUGUGAUCUUGAUGUUGGAAGGGACGAUGGAUAUUCCAGUCCCACCAUCUCCAGUUGUUUCCGACGUUGACGUUCCAUGAAAUUAUUUUCUUUCUGCUAAUUUAUAAAGCUUGUUGUAAUCAAUCUAUUGUAUGCAUAAAAUUACUUUCAGUCUCUCAACUUUUUCUAU
Messenger RNA from Carya illinoinensis, 2530 nucleotides. RefSeq names its product G-type lectin S-receptor-like serine/threonine-protein kinase LECRK2. NCBI's taxonomy places the organism in Eukaryota, Viridiplantae, Streptophyta, Magnoliopsida, Fagales, Juglandaceae. The coding region runs from base 45 to 2441 and encodes 798 amino acids. Gene Ontology annotation, molecular function: protein serine/threonine kinase activity; ATP binding. Gene Ontology annotation, biological process: recognition of pollen; protein phosphorylation. The record is from RefSeq and is a predicted model, not a curated record. The transcript is spliced from 2 exons.